This is a messenger RNA of Ricinus communis (castor bean), 1751 nucleotides long. Its product is annotated as type IV inositol polyphosphate 5-phosphatase 7. Gene Ontology annotation, molecular function: phosphatidylinositol-4,5-bisphosphate 5-phosphatase activity; phosphatidylinositol-3,4,5-trisphosphate 5-phosphatase activity; inositol-polyphosphate 5-phosphatase activity. Gene Ontology annotation, biological process: phosphatidylinositol dephosphorylation. The record is from RefSeq and is a predicted model, not a curated record. The transcript is spliced from 7 exons. Bases 42 to 1499 code for a protein of 485 amino acids. NCBI's taxonomy places the organism in Eukaryota, Viridiplantae, Streptophyta, Magnoliopsida, Malpighiales, Euphorbiaceae.
CUAUUGUAGUUGUGGCAUGGACUUGAUCUUUGUUGUGAGCUAUGUAUAACGAAGACCGGAAGACUAAAACUAGUACAUUUCGUAAGUGGUUUAAAAGAAAGAACAAGAGAGCUGGAGCAAAUCACUGGAAUGAAAUUUCAGACGAGAGUGAAGAUGAAGUUUACGAUAACCUGGAUGAUGUAUUUGUUCGGUCAACGGAGAUUGAUCCGUGCAUUUCAACUAACGAGUUAAGAAUUUUUGUUGGUACCUGGAAUGUUGCUGGAAGGUCUCCAGUGGGAAGCCUAGCAGUAGAUUUGGAUGAGUGGUUGAAUCUCAAGGAUGCAGCUGAUAUGUAUGUUCUCGGAUUUCAAGAGAUUGUACCUUUGAGAACUAGAAAUGUGAUAGGAGCAGAAGACCCAACAGAAGCAACAAACUGGAACAUGCUUAUAGGAAAGACUCUAAACGAUAAAUAUGGGUGCCCAUGGUUGACGCCCAUGAUAAAACCAAUCUCCAGUGACAACUACCAUUACAUGAAGGUCUCUGAUACUGGAAGGAGAUCAAGUUUUAGUGGCUAUUCUGGAAUCCAAAUGCGAGAGAAGUUAGGGACACAGCAUGAUUUAUAUGGGGGCAGCAAGUACAAGCUAAUGGCGAGCAAAAAAAUGGUUGGAGUGUUUAUAAGUGUAUGGAUGAAGAAGGAAUUGUUGAGGAAGUAUUGCAUUUCAAAUGUGAAAGUUUGUUCAGUUGCUUGUGGCAUCAUGGGUUAUUUGGGGAACAAAGGCUCAGUUUCAGUUAGCAUGUCCAUAGAAGGAACAAGCUUUUGCUUCAUUGCUGCCCAUUUAGCUUCUGGUGAGAAAAAGGGUGAUGAAGGCAGAAGGAAUCACCAAGUCUCAGAGAUUUUUAGGCGAACUACUUUUCUUCGAUCCCCUAAAGAUGAUGAUAAUCCUCAUCCUCUCACCAUCUUAGGACAUGAUCGGAUAUUCUGGUUUGGUGAUCUUAACUACAGAUUGUACUUGGAAGACAGUUUAGCUAGAUAUUUGAUAAAGCAGAAUGACUGGAAAGCAUUGCAAGAGUUUGAUCAGCUCCGAAAGGAACUAGAAGAUGGUGGAGUAUUUCAAGGUUGGAGAGAGGGAAAUAUAAAAUUUGCACCUACAUACAAGUAUUCUUCAUCAAAUUGUAAUCGGUACUCAGGGGGGCUCCCAAGCAGAACAGGAGAAAAGCAACGAACCCCGGCAUGGUGUGACAGGAUACUAUGGUACGGAAAAGGAGUGAAACAACUUUCCUAUUUUCGCAGCGAAAGUAAAUUCUCUGAUCAUCGUCCUGUUUCUGCUCUAUUUUCUAUACCAGUAGAAAUCAUGAAGCCUACAAAUUCAAAGGUCGUUCUGAUGGAGAAAAUUCUUCCCACUAUAACACCUCCAGGAGAAAUUGAGCCAAGCAAUAGUAAUGAAGAGUCCAAAUCAUCAACCUUGCUAUCACUAAUAGCAAAAGAUAAAGAAGCAUCACCUACAAAUGCAAAACUAUAGCUGAAACAGAGGAAAGGAUGUGCAGCUAAGCGUCUGGAGUUUGAAUUAUUGUGCAUCUGCAGGAUGGCUUUCUGGUGAUAUACCAUUUUCUAGAAAUCUUCUUUCCUGCAUUUUUUUCACCCAUUGCUUUGGGGUCUCAAAAUGCAACUCUUAUUGACUAUUAUAAGCGAAAGAAAAGUGAUUAGAUGAAUGUAAUUAGCUUUGUUAUCAACUAAGUUGUUUAUGACUUUCAAUUAAGAGGAAUUUCUAUAA